Caenorhabditis bovis is the source of this 918-nucleotide messenger RNA. NCBI's taxonomy places the organism in Eukaryota, Metazoa, Nematoda, Chromadorea, Rhabditida, Rhabditidae. The record is from the annotation of a GenBank genome assembly.
AUGCCACGAGAUCGUUUAGCAGAGCUUCGGGAGAAAGCUGGCGUUUCGGAGAAUGCGAGUUUGCCAAGACGGCGACCCUCAAAAAAUGACGAUGUAACUAAACCACUAAUUGAUCCUGAGGCGGACUUCGAAAUGUUUCUGCAAAGGUGCACCAACAUCCGAGAAGGAAUGAAAAGCUUAAAUGACGAUUACGAAGACAUCAAACAGCUUCAUGGAAAAUUGCUAACGACUCCUGGAGCCGAUGCAGAAUUUUCGAAGAGUCUCAACCAACGAACGGAAGUGUUUAUAUCGAAGUUUGGACAAAUCGGAAAAAGUUUAGAGAUAUUAAAAGAAGAAACCAAGAAUCUCCCUACUGCAACAUGCGGAAUAUCAAGAGCAAAAUGUGAGCAGGUUCGCAGUAUCACAAAAUCUCUAGAAACUAUUAUGCUCAAAUUCAAUAAAGAACAAAAUGAUUAUAAGGAAAAAGCCACCAAGAAGAUAACAGAAUACCUGAAAAUUAGAAAUAUUCAAUUGACCGAUGAUGAAGUCGAAGACGCCGUCAAUACGGGAAACUUAUCGGAUCUUACCAAGGGGGUUAUGCUGGCAUUGAGUGAGAAGAAAGCACUGUAUGACGAUGUUAAAUCGAGGGCUACUGAAAUUAAACGGCUCGAGGAACAAAUUCGACGGCUGGCCGACAUGUUCCACGAUUUGCAUCUACUGGUUGUCAGCCAGGGUGAAAUGCUUGAUCGAAUUGAGAACAGCGUGCAAAAUGCGACUGAGUAUGCAACUCGUGCUAGAGGAAACGUGGAAGAAGCUCGAAGGCUCAAAAAACGAGCUCAAAAAAUGAAAAUUAUCAUCAUCAUCAUAUCGAUUGUAUUCUUCCUCAUUCUUCUUCUAAUUGUUCAAGCAGCAAUUUGCCACUUUACUCCAAUAUGCUAA